Molecule: messenger RNA, 1139 nt
Organism: Propithecus coquereli (Coquerel's sifaka)
Lineage: Eukaryota; Metazoa; Chordata; Mammalia; Primates; Indriidae
Gene: ATP1B4
Product: ATPase, Na+/K+ transporting, beta 4 polypeptide
Exons: 8
Coding region: 81-1139 (352 amino acids)
Biological process (GO): regulation of DNA-templated transcription; potassium ion transport; sodium ion transport
Cellular component (GO): sodium:potassium-exchanging ATPase complex; nuclear inner membrane
Source: RefSeq, a predicted model, not a curated record
AGUGUCUCCUGUACCAGCAGAAGCUCCAGAACUCUCGCCCACUUGCCUGCCUCUGCUGUGUCUUUGCCCACUGAAUAGCCAUGAGAAGGCAACUCCGGUCCAGAAGGGCUCCAGCCUUUCCUUACGGCUAUCGCUACAGACUUGAUGAUCAGGAUGAAGUGAACCAGAACUACUUGGCAGAUGAAGAGGAGGAAGCAGAAGAAGAAGCUCGGGUGAUGGUGGUGCCUGAAUUGGACGAGGAGGAAGAGGAGGAGAAAGAAGAAGAAGAGAAGGAGGAAAAGGAGGAGGAAGAGGGUCAGGGGCAGCCAACAGGCAAUGCCUGGUGGCAGAAAUUGCAGAUCUUGAACGAAUACCUGUGGGAUCCGGAGAGAAGGAUGUCUCUGGCCCGAACAGGCCUGAUCUUAGUCAUUUACUUCUUCUUCUAUGCCUCCCUGGCUGCUGUGAUCACUCUCUGCAUGUACACACUAUUUCUGACCAUCAGUCCUUACAUGCCGACCUUCACUGAGCGGGUGAAGCCUCCUGGAGUUAUGAUCAGACCCUUCGCCCAUAGCCUUAACUUCAACUUCAACGUUUCUGAACCUGACACUUGGCAGCAUUAUGUGAUUAGCCUAAAUGGCUUUCUCCAGGGUUAUAAUGACAGUCUUCAAGAGGAAAUGAAUGUAGAUUGUCCCCCGGGGCAGUACUUCAUCCAAGAUGGCAACGAGGAUGAGGACAAGAAGGCCUGCCAAUUUAAGCGCUCCUUCCUGAAGAACUGCUCUGGUCUGGAGGACCCUACUUUUGGAUACUCUACUGGACAGCCCUGUAUUCUUCUAAAGAUGAACCGGAUUGUAGGCUUUCGUCCUGAGCUUGGAGAUCCUGUGAAGGUUUCCUGCAAAGUUCAGAGAGGUGAUGAAAACGACAUCCGAUCCAUCAAUUACUACCCAGAGUCGGCUUCUUUUGACCUCCGCUACUACCCUUACUACGGCAAACUGACUCACGUUAACUACACCUCCCCCCUGGUGGCAAUGCACUUUACAGACGUGGUGAAGAACCAAGCAGUGCCUGUGCAGUGCCAACUUAAGGGCAAAGGCAUCAUAAAUGAUGUCAUCAAUGAUCGUUUUGUGGGUAGGGUAAUCUUUACCCUGAACAUAGAAACGUAA